AUGAACCAGGCAAGCCAGUACGGAGCCGCCCCGAGACGAACUAAUACAUAUGGCUCUCAGCAUGAUGAACUCCAUAUUUCUUCUACUAUGAGCCACAGCGGCCAAAUCUCUCCGCGGGACUAUACUACCGCCUCCGCUCCGCACAUCAAACUCGACCAACCUGCAUCGCAACCCGUCAAUCCUCAAUACCAAACUUCGGGUGUGCCCAACGUCCUUCAACCUGGAGGACUAGGCCCCGGUCGUCCCCCCGCUCUAAGUGCCAAUACCGCACCUACCCUACCCACCAUGUCCGGUGCCAUACAACACUCUCCGAGCGAGUACGCUUCGCCGUCCAAGCCACCGACUUUGAGUUUAUCAGCACACGGCUACUCUCGCUCUAGUCCUGCCGCUCCUUACGAGAAUUCUUCUACCUCGUACUCCCCCUACACUCCUACCACCCCCGGAGGAUCCAACCCCGGCUCAUCACAGUACAUGUCGCCGCAAGAUCCUAAAUAUACCGCUCCCGGCUCUCAGCGAAACAUCUCCAACACACCGCUUGGCCUAGCAGACAUCCGACCUCGAGCCGACUCAAGUCUAUCCGAUGGCCCGCCUGGUACACUGGGCUACGAGCUCGCCAACGUUCAACCAUCUACCAGUAAUUACUUGGCUCCUUGGGCGCUAUAUGCAUUCGACUGGUGCAAAUGGGCUCCCCAAGCCAGGGGCGCCGGCAAGGUUGCCAUUGGAAGCUAUCUAGAAGAUGGCCAUAACUUUAUUCAAAUACUCGACACACAGGUUACGAAUACCCCUUCCGAUAUAUAUACCCCCGGUUCGUCUAAGUAUAGCAUGGAAUUUACCAAGGUUGCAGAAGCAACCCAUUCAUACCCCGUUACGCGCCUUCUGUGGGAACCUCCAUCUUCCCAGAAGCAAUCUACUGAUUUACUGGCUACUUCUGGCGAUCAUCUUCGGCUAUGGUCCUUGCCAUCCGACGCCCAGUCAUCCCAUUCGAAUAAUAUAACCAAGCCGAACCUAGGCGCGCCUAUAACGAAGCUUACACCAUUGGCGCUAUUGUCUAAUUCAAAGACGCCAGACCACACGGCGCCUCUCACGUCGUUGGAUUGGAACACCGUCUCGCCCAGUCUUAUCAUCACCUCCAGCAUCGACACGACUUGCACUAUCUGGGAUAUUCCGUCCCUAACAGCCAAGACGCAACUUAUUGCUCACGAUAAGGAAGUCUACGAUGUUCGAUUUUGUGCCAAUAGUGUGGACGUGUUCGUUAGCUGUGGACAAGAUGGGAGUGUGCGAAUGUUCGACCUUCGCAGUUUGGAGCAUAGUACUAUCAUCUAUGAACCAACCGCCAAGGAUGACCGAGAUGCGAAUGGUGGCAGGAUAAGCCCGACGCUGGCCCAGCAAACCAUGUCUCACGCACCGCCCCUCCUGAGGUUGGCAACCUCGCCUCAUGACACUUAUCUCUUAGCUACAUUCGCCCAAGAUUCUAAUGUUAUUCGCAUUCUUGAUGUACGACAGCCGGGGCAAGCGUUGCUGGAACUACGCGGCCAUGGUGGAUCCCUGAGCUCAGUUGAAUGGUCUCCUGGACGGAGAGGGCUACUCGCUUCCGGUGGCGAUGACUGUCAAGUUCUACUAUGGGAUCUGAUUAACAGUACUCCUACCCCCGGUUCGUCCUCCAACGGCGCCGGCUCGGCAGAGAAACACCUCAGCCCGGUUGCUAGUUGGCAGUGCGACUACGAGGUUGGCAACCUUGGCUGGGCUCCUCCUCUCCACAGUGGAGACGGUGUUGGCGACUGGCUAGGUGUUAGUGGUGGACGAGGAGUCUGGGGUGUCAAGAUUUGA
Daldinia childiae is the source of this 1827-nucleotide messenger RNA. RefSeq names its product putative WD repeat-containing protein C17D11.08. The transcript is spliced from 3 exons. Gene Ontology annotation, molecular function: protein binding. The record is from RefSeq and is a predicted model, not a curated record. Gene Ontology annotation, cellular component: nucleus. The coding region runs from base 1 to 1827 and encodes 608 amino acids. NCBI's taxonomy places the organism in Eukaryota, Fungi, Ascomycota, Sordariomycetes, Xylariales, Hypoxylaceae.